Messenger RNA from Exophiala dermatitidis NIH/UT8656, 1368 nucleotides. RefSeq lists its product as uncharacterized. The coding region runs from base 1 to 1368 and encodes 455 amino acids. The transcript is spliced from 4 exons. NCBI's taxonomy places the organism in Eukaryota, Fungi, Ascomycota, Eurotiomycetes, Chaetothyriales, Herpotrichiellaceae. The record is from RefSeq and is a predicted model, not a curated record.
AUGGUUCUGUCCUUGGGCUACCGGCGCCCGCCUUAUGUCUCGUCUUCUCGCACCUCGCUCGAUUCCGAGAGGAGUGGUGCUGCGGACUCGAUGAGCUCUGGCUCAAGCUGUCCAUAUGGCAUUCCUGAGGCAUUGUCUUUCGAGAAGAUCAUCAGUGGCGGCACAUGUCCUCCCGUGACCACCCGCGAGUUCAUGGACUUCCUCCGCUACAUCGAGCACGCUCCCGAGAAUCUUCAAUUCUACCUCUGGUACCGUGAUUAUUGCAAACGCUUCGCCGAGCUUCCUGUCUCGGAGCAGCGGCUAGCACCAGAAUGGACAGCCGAACAAGCUUUGGCAGAGAGGACGGCUGCUGAAAAGGAAAAGCUGCCCAAGAAGGUCACUAGCAGUACCGCCGCAGUGUUUCGAGGGACAGACUUUGAGCGCACAAAUAAAGCGGCCUUGUCGGACGCGGCACCCAACCCUUUCAAUACACCUCCCCAGACGCCUUCUGCCAACGACCAUGAUAGCAAUGCUCCUUCGACUGUCGGCUUCAGUGACGAUAGUACGACCCUCCGGAGUGGAACCAUUAACCACAGCAAGAAAGCGGAGGCUGCCUUUGAGGGGGUCGGCGCUCUGCAGCCUUUCACUAUUCAGCCUUUCCGUGAGGAAAUCUCCCGCAUCAUUGCCACCUACAUUGUCGAAGGUGGUGCGAGGUCGCUCAAUCUCUCCUCCAAGGAAAAGGCUGUUGUCAUGAAAGCACUUUCGUUCACCACUCACCCUUCGGCCUUUCGAGAUGUCGUUGCUACCGUGGAAUGGUCUCUCCGUCACCAGGCUCACCCGAACUUCAUCCGAUGGACGAUUUGCAAUGGCAAUAAACCUCGUCAGACGUUCGCCCGCGGCCUCGGUGUUAGCGGCAUCGUCGCUGGUAUCGUCUAUGGAAUUGUCAUCACCUUGAGUUCGGCAAAUCGCGGCUGGAGAGCUCUUGCAUUCCUGGGUCUUUUCAUCGGUAUCGCAACCCUCUUUGCCGCGUGGAAGGGCAUGUGUGUGGUGCUGCACGGCAUGCAUCAUCGACAUCUCCGUCCCUGGGAGCUCUUUGAGGACGAAGACGCAGCGUCUUCCGACUAUGACCUCAAGAAGGACUCAUUCGACAGCUUUGGCUCUGCAAACAGCUGGGAGGACGAGCCUUGGGUCGCCAAAUAUGAAAAACGUAAUAUUAUCCGCAAGAUUUUCGACCGCGAGGUUUGGAUUCAAGAACCUGUUCUUCGCCAGAUCCAAGACACCAUCUUUGUGCAAGCUCUCAUUACUGCGUUCAUUAUCUCGGCAAUCAUAACUGCCAUCUUCCUGGCGGUAGGUCUGGACUCGAAUGUGAACUUUGCAAUGUCAUUCUAA